Messenger RNA from Durio zibethinus, 1560 nucleotides. RefSeq names its product UDP-Glycosyltransferase superfamily protein. Gene Ontology annotation, molecular function: glycosyltransferase activity. Lineage: Eukaryota; Viridiplantae; Streptophyta; Magnoliopsida; Malvales; Malvaceae. The record is from RefSeq and is a predicted model, not a curated record.
AUGGGUUUGAGACAUCAAAACUGCAGAUCCUUUUCUUCUUCUUCUUCUUCUGGUUGCUUCUCUAUCAGAUCCUCAACCAUUUUAACUAUCGCUAUCCUCUUUACUACAGUUUAGCUCUUCAUUUCGCCGAUUAGGCAAGUGCCUGAACCAUUCUCUUGGGUAGCAAGGCAAGCAAGAUUCAAUGGUGACCUUAGAGAUGCUAAAUUUCCCUGGAACAGUCUUUGUUUUGGAAAUAAUUUUGAGAAGCUUAAGCUUGCAGUAUUCUCCAAGACAUGGCCAAUUGGUGCGGCCCCUGGUGGCAUGGAGCGUCAUGCUGCUACAUUAUACCAUGCUUUAACUGCUAUGGGGCAUGAAAUUCAUGUUUUCACCGUGCCUUCUGAUAGAAAGCCCCACCUUGACAUCCAUGACGGUAACCUACAUGUAUAUUUUGCAGCCAAUGAUCAUGGUUCAGUAAAUUGUUCUUUAGUAUUUGAGAUAUUUAACACAAUAAACGCCAAUGGAGCAUUUGAUUAUGUGCAUACUGAGAGUGUUUCCCUGCCUCAUUGGCGUGCGAAAAUGGUGCCUCAUGUGGCUGUAACUUGGCAUGGGAUCUGGUAUGAAAUUAUGCAUUCAAAGUUAUUUGAAGAGCUUGUUUUUAAUGCACAAGAGGCUAUGCCAAAACCAGUUGGAGAGCUUCAGGAAGCAAUGCCAAGACUAGUGGAUGAGAUCAGGUUCUUUCCAAGCUAUACACAACAUAUAUGUAUAAGCAAGAGUGCUGGUGACGUGCUGGUCAACAUCUAUCAGCUCUCUCAAAGAAAUGUCCAUGUUAUACUAAACGGAGUUGAUGAGACCAAAUUUGUUCAUGAUCCAAAAGCCAGUGCAAGGUUCAGGGAAAAGCAUGGAAUUCCUGAAAACGUAAGCCUAGUGUUGGGAGUUGCCGGGCGUUUAGUUAGAGACAAAGGGCAUCCACUUCUCUAUGAAGCCUUCUCAAAUAUAACCAAAAGAUAUGCUGGUACAUAUCUCCUUGUAGCAGGAUCUGGUCCAUGGGGAAAAAGGUAUGCAGAAUUAGGCCCAAAUGUGAAGGUUUUAGGCGCAUUGGAGCCUUCAGAGCUGUCCGAAUUCUACAAUGCCCUCGAUAUGUUUGUGAACCCAACGUUGAGGCCUCAAGGGCUCGAUCUUACCUUGAUCGAAGCAAUGCACUGUGGGAAACCAGUUUUGACCCCCAAUUAUCCUAUUAUAGUUGGGACAGUAGUCGUCAAUGAAAGUUUUGGAUACACUUUCUCACCCAAUGUAGAGUCCUUUGUUGAAGCCUUGAAAUCAGUUAUAAGAGAUGGGCCUAAAGUGUUGCACAGAAAGGGCUUUGCUUGCAGGGAAUAUGCACUUUCAAUGUUUACAGCUAGUAAAAUGGCAUCAGCUUAUGAAAGGUUCUUUCUCUGCAUGAAGAAUGGAAGAUUCUGUCAGUACCCUCUUCCCACAGAUUGUUAGAAACAUUUUUUUCUUAACCUUUUUAUUUUUCUCAAAUUGCUGUUGGUAUAUGAAGAUUUAAUAUACUAUAGAAUCUGGAUUUAUUUAUAUGCUUGU